Molecule: messenger RNA, 365 nt
Organism: Euleptes europaea (tarantolino)
Lineage: Eukaryota; Metazoa; Chordata; Lepidosauria; Squamata; Sphaerodactylidae
Gene: CDNF
Product: cerebral dopamine neurotrophic factor
Exons: 3
Coding region: 75-332 (85 amino acids)
Biological process (GO): dopaminergic neuron differentiation; neuron projection development
Cellular component (GO): endoplasmic reticulum
Source: RefSeq, a predicted model, not a curated record
UCAGUGCGAAGUGCUAUUACAUUGGAGCCACGAGUGACGCAGCUACCAAGAUCAUCAGUGAAGUCAGCCGCCCAAUGAGCGCUCAUAUACCCGUGCCCAAAAUCUGCGAGAAGCUGAAGAAAAUAGACCUUCAGAUCUGUGAGCUCAAAUUUGAAAGAAACCUUGACUUAACCUCAGUAGACCUCUCGAAGAUGCGAGUGGCAGAGCUGAAGAAGAUCCUGGAUAGCUGGGGAGAAGUGUGCCGGGCGUGCAUUGAAAAAACAGACUUGGUGAACCUGAUUAAAGAGUUGGCCCCAAAACACACAGCUCCGAUUUCUAGAACUGACCUCUGAUGACAUCUGAAUCAAACGAAGCACAUGCCGACU